Messenger RNA from Urocitellus parryii (Arctic ground squirrel), 624 nucleotides. The record is from RefSeq and is a predicted model, not a curated record. NCBI's taxonomy places the organism in Eukaryota, Metazoa, Chordata, Mammalia, Rodentia, Sciuridae.
ACCAACUUCAGACUCCAGCUUAUCAGCACCCUGGCUUCCUCAGUCAGUCUAAGAAGCCCCAGCCUGAGACCUCUGGAGGAGGCCUCCAUCCUUUGUCCAGAGCAGAACAGGAUGGCCAUUUCCCAGGAAUCCCUGACCUUCAGGGACGUGUUUGUGGACUUCACCCUGGAAGAGUGGCAGCAACUGGACCCUGCUCAGAAAAACCUCUACAGGGAUGUCAUGCUUGAGAACUACAGCCACCUGGUGUCUCUGGGGUAUCUACUUGCCCAACCAGAUGUGAUCUUCAGGUUGGGACAAGGAGAAGAGGCCUGGAGGGCAGAUAGAAAGACUCCGAUACAGAGCUGUCCAAGUGAGCAGAAUCCAGAAGUCUGGCAAGUUGAUGAGCAGAUAGAUAACUACAAGGAAAGUCAAGACAGACCUCUGUGGCAAGCUGCAAUCAUAGACAAGGAAACACUGAAGGAUGAAAGUAAUCAAGAAUGCAGAACAUGCAGAAAAAUCAUUUAUCUGAGCAAAUGCUUUGUUUCUGUAAGACGAAGACUCCCUAAGUAUUAUUCAUAAAAGUUGUUCAAACCAUAAUUUUAAUUUUCUUAGUCAAAUCAGAAGCUAUGUAAAAAAGAAAAAUGA